Messenger RNA from Manihot esculenta (cassava), 1566 nucleotides. RefSeq lists its product as uncharacterized. The record is from RefSeq and is a predicted model, not a curated record. The coding region runs from base 1 to 1566 and encodes 521 amino acids. The transcript has a single exon. NCBI's taxonomy places the organism in Eukaryota, Viridiplantae, Streptophyta, Magnoliopsida, Malpighiales, Euphorbiaceae.
AUGGGAAUCACUGCCAAGUCCAAGGCCAAGAGCAGCAACGAAAAUUGGGGCAUGGGAUUAUUCUUCGUUCUCUUCCCUGAAGAUAACUCCGCCGCCUCCUCCUCCACCACCACCACCACUUCCACCGCCAUUGUCGAUAAAGCCAGUCCCACUUCAAUACCCACUAAUAUCAGCAAACUCAUCAAAAGGACCAACUCCAAUAGCCCCAUCCUUACAAAAACACAAUCCACCAUCUCAAUCUGUGUUCUUCUACUCUUCCUCACACUCCUCCUCUUUACUCUCUCCACCUUCGAACCCACCAUCCCCAAUCCCACCACCGCCGUUAAAACUCCUCGCAGAUUUCUCUCAGACAACUCUCCAAGCAAACUCAUCAAGACCCACCAGACAAAAUCAAAACUUUCUUGGUUUUACAGCAUUUGGACAAGCAGACAUCAACCUAGAAUUGGUCCUAAAAGAAGUAAAUUUCUCUCUUCUUUUGCUUUACAGGGAAUGGGCAAGCUUUAUAGCCGUGGAACCAGAGCCAUGGGCGAUCUUAUUGUUGGCCAUGUAAUGGAAGACACUGAUGAAGAUGAGUUCAAGCUUUUCUUGAGACUCUUGCAUAGGUCGGGUCUCACUUCCAGAGCCGACUUGGUUUUCAUAUUCGAUUCUGAAUCUUCUGAGUCAAGAUUUGAAGCUUUGAUUCAAGAAGAGAAUGACUCGUUCUUGAAACUCGUUCGUCGCUACAUGGAAUUGAACACAACGAGUCAUGACUCGGUGUCGGUGCCGUCGUCGUUGAGAUUUGAUGUGACUCCGUUUGUGAAGCGUGGGAACAAGGAUAUGGGAGAGCCUCUAUGGGGGAAGAGAAUUCGAGUUAAUGGUUUUAAUAACUCGGAAGAAAGUGAAGGUAAGUUGACUCAGUUGAGUUACGGGUCCGUAGUGGGUUUUGAAGCGAGUGAGCUUGAUCCAGAGAACUCGCUUUCUGGGUUCUUAGACCGAAUACCAAUGGGUUUGAAAAGAUGGGCUUGUUAUCCAAUGUUGCUUGGUCGAGUUAGGAGAAACUAUAAGCACAUGAUGUUAGUAAACGUCAAAAAGCUCGCCUUUCUCAGUGACCCACUCGGCCGAGUCAGGAGUCAGAGUUCAGAGUCGGUUUACAUAACAGUAAAACAAGAAACUGCUAGCUCGACUAAGCAUGGCAGAAGGACCAACAACUCAGACAAAACCCAGUCUCAUUCUCAAGUUAACUCCGCGAUUUUGAUGGGGGGAACUCAAGGAAUUCGCCGGUUUUCAAAAGCAAUGCUAACAGAAAUCGUCCGAGUUUCCAUGGAACGCAAGAAGAAGAACUCAAUAACGGAGUCAGCAAUAUUGAAUCAACUGGUGAACAAUGUCCACAUAUUGAAGGACAUACAUCUGAUAAAAUCCACCGAGUCAAUACCAGAAGCGAGUACACUCAGUGAGUCAAACUCAACAGACCAAUGGGAUAAUCAUAGAAUAAUCCAACAAGGUAAUGCUAAUUAUGAUCUUAAAUCAAUUAUUAUGAAGCACAUAUGUUCAUGUGAAGCAGAUUCUGGUGUUUAUAGAGAUUGCUAG